AAUCACUCUUCCCGAAAUCGCGUCAAUUUGCGUCUGGUUGAGCGCUCUGUCGGUACAUCCUCCUGGCCGCCAGGUGUCGCUGUGCGGCGGGAGUCGGCUCGGUGUGGCCGGCGUGUCCGCUCGCUCAGGCGCCGUCUUCUCGGCGCGGUUGUGAGGAGGGGGAUUCUCUUGUGGCGGCGCCGCCGAACGGAGAGCGGAGGCAAGAUAAGAUGGAGAACGAGGGGAACCCGCACUGUCCUGGAGACAAACACGAGGAGGAGGAGCGCCUGGAGAAAGAACACUUCUGGAAAAUCAUUAAUGCUUUUAGAUAUUAUAGGAUUUAUGCUCACGAGAGGGUAACUCGAUCUGAAAAGCAAUUCCAGUCUCUCCCAGCUGCUCAUCAAAAGCUGCUUCCGAAUUUCCUUCCUCACGUGAAAAGAUUAAGACAGUGUAUUGAACAUAACUAUGAGAUUCUGAAAGCAAUUAUCAACAACUGUAAUCAUAUGUUUGAAAAUAAGGAAUAUGGAGUCAUUGAUAUGGAGGCUGACUUGGGACAAUUGAAACCAGCAUCUACCUUUGACAUGGACAAAUUGAAGUCUACCAUUAAGCAGUUUGUGAGAGAUUGGAGUGAUGAUGGCAAGGCUGAACGGGAUGCUUGUUAUCGACCAAUCAUUGAAGAAAUUGUAAAACAUUUCCCUCCGGAUGAAUGCAAUCCUGCUGACAUGAACAUACUUGUACCAGGAGCAGGACUUGGAAGACUAGCCUGGGAAAUUGCUAGACUGGGUUAUAGCUGCCAGGGUAAUGAAUGGAGUCUAUACAUGCUCUUCUGUUCACAUUUUGUACUCAACAGAUGUACUGGAGUUAACACAAUGACACUGUAUCCCUGGAUACAUCAAUUUAGUAACAACAAGCGAUCAGCUGAUCAGAUUCGACCAGUCCAUUUUCCAGAUGUUAACUCUCAUAGUCUUCCAUCUCACACUAAUUUUUCUAUGACAGCUGGAGAUUUCCAGGAGAUCUAUACAGAGCCAAACACAUGGGAUUGUGUAGCAACAUGUUUCUUCAUUGACACAGCACAUAAUGUUGUUGAUUACAUUGAAACAAUAUGGAAGAUCCUGAAACAUGGUGGGAUAUGGAUAAAUCUUGGUCCUUUGUUGUAUCAUUUUGAGAAUAUGGCAAAUGAAAAAUCAAUAGAACUAAGCUAUGAAGACAUCAGGCACUGCAUACUUCAGUUUGGGUUCAAAAUUGAGGUGGAAAAGAACUCUGUUCCAUCAACAUACACAGAAAAUGACCAAUCUAUGUUAAAGUAUCUUUAUGAUUGUGUCUUCUUUGUAGCCAGAAAACCUUUACAUUCGCCAUCUCUUAAUGGUUUUCCACCAGUAAACAGUUGAGAAAGGGAAUGUUGACUUUUCCUGUGAUAACAAGACUGCAGAAUAUAAAACCGAGAAAGAAGAGGAGUUAAGUUAGAGGUCUGGACAAUCUGAAUGAUUCCAGAGACCGUCGUACUCUAAUCGUGCCUUUUUCUUUUUAAAUCGACUUCAGGAAUUCCAAACUAUCUCAGCAGUUUCAUUUUGGGCGUCUAGAAAUGUGCAAUGAAAUAAAGAGUUAUCCAUAUAAUCAGCAAAACGAGCAAAGUUAGAGAAGAACGAAAAGAAAAUCUAAUGUCUAACGUUAAUUUGCUAACUGUUGCUGUUAGCAAGGUGUCCUUUGUAUGCACAGUAUUCCAGACUGUUUUAUCAAGAUAUGAAUGAACAUGCAGUAACUUACUUCCCACUGUCUAUCAAGCCAAUUCGUUUCCUCCAUUCCAUAAUUUUCAGAAUAUUUAAUGAGGUUCCCUCCUCCCCAUAGCCCACAUGCUAACACAGGCACACUUACUCCACCUUGGCAAAGUGGAUAACUUUCUUGAACCAUCUCUACAUCUUAUCAUCUUUGAUAUUGGAAUAUUAAUGAAUGGUUGCAGUUCUCAGUGGGCUUUGAGUUUGUUGAAUGUGUGAAACUCUUUUAGCUAGGUACCUUUGCAGUUACAACUGAUGACGUUUUUUCCACUUGAAGUAUGAAUGGUGUAAAAGGGGAAGUGACUGCAUUUUGAAUUAGGUCGUAGGAAUUCAUUUUUUGCUGUGGUUUGACUAAAAACAACUUUGUCACUCUGUCAUUGUACAAUGUUGACAAUAUGGCAUUUGAAUUGAUGACUGACUCAAUGUUAGCAUUCUUUCAUGCUCCUUGGCUUUGUGCUUACUGUGAUUUAAAACUCGUUAGCUGCCAUUAUUCUAAUGGAAGCAACUUGUCAGUUUACCUAUAAUUAAUUUACAUGUUCAAUGUUGUUUCCUGUAUAGAAUCAUUUUUAAAAGUCCAUUGAUAAUGAAAUGAAUGAUGUACGUAUCCAGUUUGUCUUUGUUUGAAAAAUGACUUGGUCUCUUUAACAUUUGGCUUUGCAUCGUGCCAAAACAAACACCAAGUAUUCGUACAUACGUUCUUCAUUCAUUGAUUCAGUCAUAUUUAUGUACAUUAAUUGUACUUGGCAAUGUUUGACAGAAAAGGCUUUGUAUGAGGCCAUGCCAAUCAUGCAAUUUGAUUGCAAGCACCUGACCAUUAUAAUGGUACACAGAAUGAACCCAUCCUCACCAGAUCAUAUUGAUAGAAACACACAGGCUGGAGGGUAUUUCAAAACCAUAAAGAUAUUUUAGGAUUAGGUUAAUAGCUCAAGCUUUUCACCUUAAUGCUGUCAUGAAACCCAUUGCUGUCUAUGUGUUAUCCAAGUCCUAAGUAUCAAAUCUCAAUUUGACGUUACAGGUGGUAUUUCACAGACAUGUAACAGUAAAACAAAAGUGCCAUUUAAACUACUUUGUUCAUAUGUUGCAGUACAGUUUUAAAAAGUCCCACAUUAUGACAGGUUAUAACAGGAUAUUCUUGUUGAUAGUAUAUUAUGAAUAAGAGUAGAUAUCAUCACUACUGUGUAUGUUCUGCUGACUCAGGGAAUUCCAAGUUGAGUACAGUUUAAGAGCAAUUGUUGGUGAUUGGGCACUUUGUGUACAGUGUGCAGGAAUUUUCCCAAUAACUUUAACGAAAAGGUCUUGCACCCGUAAUUACCAUGCCUGUAAUACAAGGCUUUUUAUAUUGUCAAAUGCAUUUUAAGUGGCAUUGGUUUACUAUAUUUGGCCCUUAAGAAUGUUGACUGAAAUAAGACAAAAUUGAACUUCCAAGAAAAUGUCAACUUAAAGAUUUCCACAAGAUUAUCCUGAUGUUCUAUUACUUCACCAGAAACUUAACUGGAUCCAUCGAGACAAUUUAUUAUAAAUUCAACCAUAUAUCUGAAAACACACUGAAAACAAAAGUCUUAAGAUUGAAGAGAAAACAAGUACAGAUGUAAUCUGUUGAUCUGGAAUGUUUGCAGUAGUUAUAACUGCAUUUUUAUUGAUAGGUACAAGUCUUUGACGUUUGCUAUUUUAAUCAGGGAUCCUGAAGAUUAACAAUUCUGAAGUGAAACAACAUUAUUGGUUAUCUUUAUGAUGUUCAAUUAAAUCAACAUACCUUUUAAUUAACCAAAGUUUUUCUAAAUAUUCUGGGAGGUUUUUUGGUCAUUUAUUUGUGGGAAGUGAUCCUAAAUUUGGAUGUAAAACUGUUAAUCAUUACCUUUGUUUUUUAUUACACUAGAAAAAUGUACAAACCAUAUUGGAGAUUUAUUUUAUACUCAGCAUGCAUUGUGCUUAGUGAAAAGUGAUAAAUGUUUAAAAAAGUUUGAUAUUAGAACGAUCAGAUAAAAGAAAAAUAUUGCGGAUACUGGCGAUCUGAAAUACAAAUUGCUGGAGAGACUCAUCAGGUCUGGCAGUGUCAGUGGAGAGAAAAGCAGAGUUAAUACUUUAAGUCAAAUAUAACUUCAGAAUGAAGAGUCAUGCUGAAUUCAAAAUUUAAUUUUGUUUCUCUCUUCACUUGCUGCCAGACUUGCUGAGUUUCUCCAGCAUUUUCUGUUCUAAUAUCAGAGCAGUAGUUGUGGACCCAUACAUCAGUGACUGAUUAUAAAAGGUAUUUAUUCAGAUUUACUUUGCCUUCCCUCCUGUAAUUAUUGUAUCUUGCUGUAAAGAGAGAUUUAUUCCUGUUCUAGUUGGUCUGAGCUCAAGCAUUGGGCUUCCAUGCUGUAGAUUGUUUCCCUCAGUUUUUUGCUGCAAUCUAAACAGCUAAACCUGAGUCCAGUUGCACAGUGCAGUUUCCUCCUCCUAUGAGCUUCUCCCUUAUAUUUUCUUCUCAAGAGUCUCCCACAUUCUUGCUCUGGGAAUUAUUGUUCCAAGCCUUUAGCCAGCUACUCAAAACUGUAUUCAAGUUACAUAUUUUGAUUGUCGUAUAACAUAUCCUUACAGAAUAAUAAUAAACUUAGAGUGUGAGGAAUUAUGUACAUAAGUAUAAAUUUAUUACCAUAGUUUGCAAGAACUUCCCAGACUUUCCAAGCCUUUAAAGAGGCUAUAUUUAAACUUUUUUGUUGGUAUUAUCAAUAGAAAAUAUUAUACAUUGUCCCACUAAUGUAAUUUUCCCAAUAAGCCAUUUCCAUGAUAUUACUAUGUAGAAAGUUUAAUUCCGCUAUCAGCAGCCACCUUAAACUGAUGACAUGCAGCCGAAUACAAUGACACAUACAGGUGUAUGGCAUAAAUCCUAAGGAGCAAGACUGAAUCUGAAUUUGUCCUUUUAUAUAUUAAUUGCUGAAAUUUUGUAAUUAUUUAGUUAAAUUCUAAAUGAAUUGCAGCCAUUCCUUUCACAAAGAUUGUGAAAUGUUCUUUAAACAACAAAAAAUUGGUCAUGACAUGAUCUCGCACUGUCUGCAAUGGCCUGUAGUUACAGAAAGACUUUGCCAAUUUUUUAAGGAAUUAUAGAAAUUACAUUUGUGUUACAAAAAGUGAUGACUUUAUGGUUUUCUUGGAGGUGCUAUUUAACUAAACUUAAAUAUGGAUUUCUUCCUCUGUCCUCAGCUUCUCAGUAUUAAUCUGGAUUACAUUGCUCAAAAUUAAGUUAACAAAUCUAUUACAGUGUUAAACAAAACUUGUAGAUGCCUUCUGAUUUAAUUUGUGCACCUGUCACAAUUUUGUUUCAUUUUGUUUCAAUACAGACUAAUGGUUUAAAAAUGUUGCAUUGUUUAAUAAUUUAUAAUAAAGAUGGUUACUGUUCUGCCAGUAACGAGACCUGUACUAAAAGAUAGUCUGGAGUACGCAAAAAUCUGAAUAUCAAUGCAAACAUCAUAAACCUAGAUGCUGGAAAUAUUCAGCAGGUCCAGCAACCUCCGUAGAGUGAAAACGUUCAUCUUUCAGGACAGACCAAAAUGUAUAUAAUUGUGUACAGGAUUGGGGAGCUCAACAUCUAUGUUGGCCAGUUCAAGACCUUGCUGAAUUUCUUUACUCAAUAUGCCUGUGUUCUUUGUUAAGGUAUAGUCCACACAAAUGCACAGCAUUAAAGAAUACAUUCUAGAGUUGGUUUCAAUAAGUUUAAAAAAAACGACAAUUGACGUCAGUUUAAUUUCUUUGAGAUCUUACAACCUUUCUUGCAUUUUUAAUGCCCUGUAUUUGACAAGGUUAUUUUAAAUGUUGUAGAGCCAUUGAAUCAAUUUGCCAGAAUCUUAAACAUAAAAGAAAACUAAUAUAUUUCAUGUCAGAAUUGUCCUCUUACUAUUAGAUUUGCUGAAUUGCUCGCCUUUAUGAAUGUAACGACUGAAGUAUAAAAUAUGGUUUACAUUUGCCAUUGAUGUUUAUGAUUAUUCUAUCAGUGCAAGUAGUAUUUACUUAGAUUUGAUGUUAGGCUUGCCAGUAUACUACUAAAUAUUAAACCUAUGAUCAUAUGAUCUUUUAUCACCAGAAUAACCUUAGAACGGAAGAACAGAAAAUAGACAACGAAGAUCAUAACAUCCUUUUAUUUGAGUAAUGUGUUUCCAGGAAAAAAAAUUGAAAAUAAUAUUCAGUAUUAUCGUAACUAUAUAUUGUUUUAAAAUACUGGGUUUUUUUAAAAAAGGUUAUUUUGGCUGUGUUUAGCAAAAUAUACAAAUAUUGCACCUGCUUGUUGAUGGCUUCCUUUUUUUUGCUCCCAGAUCAGUUUUAUUUUCCCACAAUAAACCCAAAAAUCAAUAUUCGAACCAAUAUUUGAAAGAUAUCAGCACAAUACAGAUACCCAAUGAAGUAACUCCAUUUCUGUAAAACAGUUUUACUAAAU
Messenger RNA from Chiloscyllium plagiosum (whitespotted bambooshark), 6159 nucleotides. RefSeq names its product carnosine N-methyltransferase 1 (gene carnmt1). Gene Ontology annotation, cellular component: cytosol; nucleus. The record is from RefSeq and is a predicted model, not a curated record. Gene Ontology annotation, biological process: carnosine metabolic process. NCBI's taxonomy places the organism in Eukaryota, Metazoa, Chordata, Chondrichthyes, Orectolobiformes, Hemiscylliidae. Gene Ontology annotation, molecular function: carnosine N-methyltransferase activity.